GAUUGCGAUAAUCGACGGAACGAGGAGGCCUGAUGCCGGUUCUCACGGGCGAACGACAGUUGUAUCGGAUGGCAACAAACUACGAACCAGAGAAAUUCAGGGGAGGACUGUUUUUGGUAGCUGAGAAGAUGCUUAGAAAGAAAGACUCUCGAAACUCUGUUAGCUAAGAGUAUAAAACGAUCUUUGAAAUAAUCAGCAAGUUCAAGAGACAAUUGAAAAAGAAAGUCUUGAAAAUAGUGAUCUUGGUUGAUAAAAGAGAAGAGGCGUUAAGAAGUAUCUCUCACCGAGGUGUCGGCGAUAGUUUCGUGGAAAAGAGGUUGGUGAACAGGAAGCACGGUAUCCGGAAGUAACGCUGGCACGGUGAGGGGGUCCAGCAACGAGUCCAGCUGUGGAACAGCGAGUUCCGGCAGCGGAAGCGGUGAAGCCAGCGGCAGAAUGCAGUUGACAGAAGCCUCGACUCCUGGCGCUGCCGCGUCGCCGGAGUCGGGCGUUUCUCCUCUGACCGAUGCCUACACCAAGAUGACCAGCGACAUUCUGGCGGAAAGGACCCUCGGCGAUUUCGUCAGCGAGCAUCCUGGUGAACUGGUUCGAACAGGUUCACCCCAUUUGGUCUGCAGUGUCCUACCGGCGCACUGGAGGUCCAACAAGACCCUUCCGGUAGCGUUCAAGGUGGUAGCCCUUGGCGAGGUCGGUGACGGCACAUUGGUGACCGUUCGUGCUGGCAACGACGAGAACUGCUGUGCCGAGUUAAGAAAUUCCACCGCACUUAUGAAGAAUCAAGUUGCCAAGUUCAACGACUUGAGGUUCGUCGGCAGAAGCGGAAGAGGGAAGAGUUUCACGUUGACGAUCACCGUAUCCACCACACCGCCGCAAGUUGCUACCUAUACAAAAGCCAUUAAAGUAACGGUGGAUGGGCCAAGGGAACCGCGAUCCAAGACCAGUGAGUAUCACUUGUUGUCUCUUUUAGGGCAACAGCAGCAGUUCCACGCGUUUGCGUUCGCUUCCCAGAGGGGUGGUCCAUUUUUCGCAUCCCCUUUGGUGGAUCCUCUGCAACCCUUGCCGAACCUUCAACCGCUGUCGAAUCCGCUACCACGGAAUCCAUUGUCCUCGUUCAGGCACACGAUGCCUGGAAACUGUCAAAACAUGUCCCAGUUCGGUCUGACUGCAAGUAAUUCAUGGGGAUAUGGGAGCACGGCUGGUUACGCUGGUUAUCUUCCUGGCCCUUUGUCGUCGUGCGCGGCACAGGCGUCGUUCCCACCCCCGCCACCGCCACCUCCACCUCCGCCACCACCCCCGCCGUCAUCGUCAUUGGCGUCUUUCGCGGGCGCCGCGUCUAUGAACACACCGACGGCGCCCGAUUCCACAGCGGAAUCCACUGUCACUUCCGGUACCGGUGCGGGAUCCACGGCACAGCAGGAUGCGUUCUCAGCGGUAUCUUCUCUGGUGCCAGACUCGACGACGACGGGUCAAACCGAUUCACUGGAUCCACUGAGCAGCCUGAUGUCUGGAACGUCGAUCCGGUACCAGGAGUACAUGUCACCGAGAUCCCUGUCGACGGACUCGAGCACCACAGAGAGUCCCGUACACGAGGAGCAAGCCUUUGGACAAAAUUAUGGCAACUACUUUCCAACUUCCGGUGUGCUCCCUAGCAUCCUGUACUCUCAGCUGUACGGGAAUCAAUUCCAAAAUUCUGAGAGCCCUGAACAGAGAGCAGUGACGGAAAGUUGCAGCGUCAGAGAGGGAGAAGUCAGACCGGACAAUAACGUGUGGAGGCCUUAUUGAAACAAAGGUCUUCUUCUAGGAAUUUCGUCGAACGAGCCUCUAUCGUUGGGUAUCGUCAUCUUUUUUCAUUGAAAAAAAAAAAAAAAAAAGAAAAGAGAAACAAUGAAUUAUCGUCGACGAGCAAAACUGUGAUCGGUGAGAUGUGCUGGCUCGAUACGAAACUAGCUACUUUUAGUGGGCAUUAACGAACGAAAGAUUUGGAAACAUAACAAGUUACGGUAUUAUGGUGCAGGUUCGGUGGUGAAACGAAUCACGAUCCUUUCGCUGGUUGUGUCUCAACGAAUCUCCAGGGUGGAUCUUUACCGACUCGUUCGUGAGCUGCCUUACCACGAGGGUGGAGACUACUUUCUUAAGGGUGGCGAGAAGAAAGAGGGUUGGAAAAAUUCCCCUCUGGAAAGGGCUGUAUAUAUCAACCAAGGGAUCACGUGUAAGUAUCAUCGGCACAAGAUUCCACGCUCCCAACUCCCCCGUCUAUCCUACGUAACAAGAUUGUCGAGAGAAACCAAAGGAGUAGAGCUAAGGAGUUGUUGGUCUGGAGGUGGCUGAAAUCAGAUUAGCAGCCAGACGCGUAAUCGGGGCUUCUCACCAGCGGACAUCGCGUUUCUCAGCGAGAAAUUGCAUCGUCUGAUCAUCCCUGCUCCUCGUAAAACAAUUCCACGUACAAGCACGUUAGAGACAUUUUAUUUUUCCUUACAAAUUUUCGCGUUUAACCUUAUUAAAUAUCAGGAUCAUUGCUACACGGUUUUCUAAAGAAACUGAAAGACAGCGAUUCAUAAAGAGAAAGGCAUCUGCAACCCCUCGGCCCGCGAGGAACCGUCCAAAUCCGACUCGGUUACAACUAGCAACCCCUCUCGCCAUCCCGUAACUUACCGUCACCUCAUCCCAACACCCUCGAUCCCGAGGUGAGGGUGCAGAAAGAACGCGAUGGGGUGGCGUUUCAUUUUUUGACACCCGGUGUAUUUGAUUCCACCCUUGUAAUAAACCCCAGGGGUUGCCAGCCGUAGGUCCCUUGUCUCCCUACAUGUCAUAUCGACACCUCACCCCAAGGGGUAGAUGACUGCUAGGUAAUUUGCUUUCUUAUUUUCUCCGCGGCCUGGCGACGCGUCCUUCUUCUUCCUCCUUCUCUCUUUUCCCUUCUCGUUCGCACGGUACCGUCUCGGUUGCAAUCCCUAUCGAAAAAUCAGCCUCCCCGUAUCCCUGCUACAUUUUCCUUUGCCAAUUUUCUUCUCGACGGAAAAGGUUUGGCGCUGUUGAAACGCGUUGCCACGAAAUCACGUGUGCGUUAGCUGACUUAGGUAAAUUUUCGAAGAAAUAAUCAAUUCUCCCUGCAGCUUAUUACAGAAAAUCGUUGUCUCUCGCGGAAGCAUCGGUAAGGGUGAAGUCUGAGGGGUUAGCGGCGUUCCACCCCUGCAUCGUCACCCCAUUUGCCGGCUUCGCGCUCUUGUUUGUUUCGUAAUCUUUAAGAUCGGAAGGGUUCGGAGCUCUCGAAACGCCUGAUAAUCUAUUGUCGAGUUCGCCGACAACUUUCCCACCUCGGUUGAACCGAUAGAAUCGAACCGACUCGAUGGGAAAUCGAGCCACGGAAAAUGAGUAUCGAUCGUGAAAAUCACUCGAGGAAAAAUAAAGAAUUUUCUUUCGAGUCCGGACAAGAAGAUCUAGGAAACACUCUUCGUAACGAGGACGAUUCAUUUCCGUCGCUGAACGAAGAAACUUCUUGCAGAGAAUGGGGAGAAGAAACGAGUAGUGAUUAAAUAUUAUGACCAGCGCGAUCUUCGAGGACGCGUCCACGAAAAACGUUACUUAGUAUAAUUAAAAGAACUUUUUGCCAACGGAAUCUGUGCGCUCAGCCACGCGACGGGGACACAAUUUUCCCAUUCCGAUCCCUUGAUCGCGUUAAUCCUACCGUGCGGACAGUUCGCUGUUCUAUUUUACUUUGCCCUAUUGUCUCGAAUCAAUUUCACGAGAAACAGAGGACAAGAUUUCGCGUGGUACAGCGAUCACUCGUUCUGUGACUAAUUAUCCGAACCAGGAAAGGUAAUUAGAAAUGCGCGCUCGUAUGAUGAUGAUGAUGUACGAUGAAUAUGUCUCUCAGACAACUGUAACGUCGUCUUGGACAGAAGCAACAGAGAGACGAGGGUCUGUUAGUGUCAAGAAACGACUCGUCACACGAGGGGUGUACACCCCACACCUACUACAACUUCACCUAACUUUCUCACCGUUUCUGAGCAACCUCCGAUUACCCUGGUUACGGGAACAGUCUCCGGUAUCCCUGCUUUUGCACGGGAUCUCCUCUUAAUGAAUACUCGCGCGUAAAUGUUCGAAACUUCUCGGUAAACUUGUACGAAGGGUCAAUAGUUGAAUACUUAAAUUUUUAACGACGUUACAACGAGCGUAAGGAGACACGAGUGAGUCGUUCGAUGGGUUAAGAAAGGAGGAGAUUAUCGAAGGGUCUCUUGACCACCAUGCAAGCGGUGUUUAGCCAGCAAUUACUAAGAAUCGAAACGCCGCAUGCGUUAAGUUACGGGGUUAGGGACAUCAUCGGAAUGCGACCGCUCCUUAAUCAGGGUAGUUGCGUUCCCCUUCUGCCUCGCAAUCGUCAUCGUCUCUGACCAAGAACGACCCAAGAGAGAAGCGAACCGGAGGCGAUCCUAGGGUCAUUUCCAUUCGCUCCUUGCAAAGUGGUAUCAUUUCCCAAGAGGCUGGGGUCUGCUUUGCUGGCCUUCAAGGUCCUGUGCCGCAGCUGCCCUUCUGCUCCAUCGAGUACAGUUCAGUCCACUGGCUCUAAAGAUCGAUAUACUCUCGCCGGGUACAAUUCGCGAUACGAGGCUAUCACUGAUAAUGAAAUUGUCCCUGACAACAGAUGUAACCAUCAGUCUGGAACUAACUACAGAUUCUUGUAAUUUUUUCCCCGGCUGCCGCUCGCUGGAAUUAUGGCCAAACGAUUUGCAUGGAAAUGGGAAGACUUCUGUGUAGAUCAACUCAACCAGGAAAUUCGAACAAGAACUUUGCGAGUAUACAAGGGGCUGCCCGGUCUGGCCGUAAAGGGAUGUAAGGGUCGUAAGGUGGAAGGAGGUUUGGGGGUAGCUUAUUAGAGGCACGACAGCGGGUCGAGCUCCACCUUGAAACCUCCAACCAACCGCCAUCCUGCCGUGAGUCUUACCACCUUGCUUCCUUCCAUCCAGCCGUCGCCUUCCUAUCUUCUCUCUCCACAUCCCCUUUCCCUUACCAUCUCUCCCUCUUCCUCUUCUGCUUCUAUAUAGUUCAAGCACCGUGGAAACGUGGCUGAACAUAAAGGGUCGCCUGGGACCGUCGUACUUGCCGUUCGUCUUUAAUCUACGAGGUCACCAAGCAACGACAACGACGACGACGAAGACUACCAUCCUCCAAGUAAAUGAGCACGAGCUGGGCGAAGAUGUCGAGGCACAUUCGAAAGGGCUGGUAAACAGGCGAUAGGUCUCCCGAUCGUCGCGGAAGACGACGACAAAUUCCUCAAAUAUUUAUCUGUCUUUCCCUACAAACCCUUCAAUCGUCGCCGCCCCCAAACGCCACUUCCGUUUCACGCUCACAGACUGUGUCAACGCUGACGCCUAUCGACGUAUGACAAAUACCUCAUCCCAGAUGCUUGCACUUUCUGUCAGCCCUGACAACCGGGACAAAAGGACGAGUCGAAGGGAAGAAAAGAUUGCCGUUAAUUGUUAAACUUAGAUGGGCGGUCGUCGGCAAUCCCGCAGUUAGGACUUGGAAGAAAAGAGACGAGAUAGGUUGGCGGUAGCGACGAUUCAGAAAGGAACAGAGGACCGAGGUGAGAAGGAGACGAACCGUUCGCGUUCGAGAGGGUAGAAAAUUCGCCAGGCAGGGUGUAGGAAUCGAGACGGGAGAAUCGAGAAGUUCGAGAGAGGGAUGGAAAGGCGGGAAGCCAAGACGCGACACGAACACUGGAUUGGGUUACCGAGAUAAUUAGAAUGAUGAUUAGGAGCGAAGCACGCCUCGUUGACCAAUUCUUUCCCAAACCCUUUCUCCCAGACGAGAACUCUCUUUGCGAAAAGAUCAACUUUCUUUUUAAAGGGUAACGAGCUGAACAGGAGAUGAGCUCGUCCGUCCUAACUCGACCCCAAAGAUGAUCAAUCGAAAUUCAUCGAACAGCAUCGACAACCAUAGGCGAAAUCGCUCUCGACAAGCUUCUACGAGCAAUAUUACAGCACCCCAGUGACACAUUUUUACGUUUCUAAGCGUGAUUGGUCGUUUAACUUGGUCCCCGUGAGAUCGCUUGACCGAAUAUGGGUAACCAUCGUAAAAAAAGGUAAGGAGCAGUUCCAGAACACGUAUCAGACAAUUGGACCUGACUUCGAAGAUUCUUCUUCUCUCGGUUACGUUUACGUGCUCGACGCUGCUUAGCUCCAUCCGUGUUGAAGUAGAUGUGAAUAUUUGAUCGGUCCUUCAACCUUCGCCUCCUUCGCCCUCCCACAACCUUCGCCUCUUACCUAACCCUCGGUCCCAGCUGCGGUGAAUUAUUUAACGCCCCCAGGGACACCAGUUACCAGCUCUGUAUCCAUGUGUCAGCGAGAUUUUUCAAACUCUUUGUUCGCCUACCAUUGUUCUAAGCGUCACCAAUGACGCAAUGGGUAAUUAAGAAAUAGUUGAUUCAUUUUUAUACCGUUUAUCGUCGUAGAAACUUUAUCGAUGGAUGAAUGUAAAAUGUACAGCUCAUUAUUCCUUAUUUAAAUCUUCAGUUUAAUUUCAUAGAUGAUUUUAUUAUAUUAAGCGUCAUUUUAUUAUAUUAGUUAGAUAUAACGAAAUGUAAAGUGCUGUACUGUUCGAUCAAUAUUGUUAACAGAUUAAAAAAUCAUUUUUAGAUAGGAGGAAUAUAUUUCAUGGAAACACGCAUUCAAACGAUACAAUUUGCUUUCAUUGUUUUCGACGUCAAUGAAUUCGCGCAAAUGAAUAUGCGGUCGAGCGUGCAAUCACGUUUAGAUUGCUUUAAUUAAUCGGCAAGUACAAGGUGAAAGACAAGUUUGGAAUGUUUAACAGCCAUUCGGUUUAAAUUAAAUUAUGCUGACCUACAUAGAACAAAGAGACCACGUACAGCGAUCUCAUACGGAAGAGUAUAGAAACUUCUAAAGAAACUUAAAUCAAUGCAUCGAGCAUAAACUCAAACAAAAUUAUAAACUUAUAAAUUUGUCGAAAAUAAACUUAAUUCUGCAAAAUG
Messenger RNA from Osmia bicornis bicornis, 6988 nucleotides. RefSeq names its product runt-related transcription factor 1-like. Gene Ontology annotation, biological process: regulation of DNA-templated transcription. The transcript is spliced from 14 exons. Gene Ontology annotation, molecular function: ATP binding; RNA polymerase II cis-regulatory region sequence-specific DNA binding; DNA-binding transcription factor activity, RNA polymerase II-specific. Lineage: Eukaryota; Metazoa; Arthropoda; Insecta; Hymenoptera; Megachilidae. Bases 436 to 1782 code for a protein of 448 amino acids. Gene Ontology annotation, cellular component: nucleus. The record is from RefSeq and is a predicted model, not a curated record.